UGCUGUCUAAUUCUUAACCAUUAUUACAUUAAACAUGGUUUAAAUUCGAGAAAGAAUCCAUUCAUGUAGUAUCAUUGUCAUUUGAAAACUUAAUUAUGCAUUUUUUACAUUGUCCUGUAAUUUCAUAUGGGCUAAGGAUUCCAAAUUCAAACUGCCAAACCACAUUUUGACUAAGUCACGUAAGCAUGAAAUAACUCCACUUGACUCGGAAACACUUAUGCCAUUUUUCCAUUGAUAAUCUUAGUUUCAUUCGUCUUGAGUUGUUUGGCACACAGGAAUUGGCAUUCUCUUCUGAAGCAUCACAAUUGCUCAAACGAAACGUAUCUUUAUGAUUUGCAUGUGAUAUCUUUUACGAGAAUAGAAAUUCCUUGAAAAGAGCUUUGUGCCCUUAUGGAGUAUGAAAGACAAGAAAGAUUAUUUCCUUCUAUUCCAUUUUCAGUAGAAUCUCAGAAACAUCAUUCGACGUUUGUUUCACGAAGGUCAAAAGUCGUUAGCAAUUUCCACAGACCACCCCGACAGGGAAAACUACGCAAAAAACGCAGCAAUGGAACUAGCAAGCGAAAUCAAGAUCUGCAGCAGGUGUUCGUGGGAGGUCGUUUGUCAGCUGCAGGUAUCAGCCGAAUUUAUAGUUCUUUCGGCAAAUGGCGAAAAGUCACGUGGUCGCUUAUCGUCUGCGCAGCAUUCCUAUCCAUGUGCUACAUGACGUGCAAAGUUGUCAUGGAAUAUUUCGAAUACAAAAAAAUAGUCGAACAAACGGGAGUAAUUUUAGGUAAAUUGGAAUUUCCAGCCGUCACCAUCUGUAGUCCUGCAGCCAUACCUAAAUCCCCUACGGAUAUUGUUGGAGUCGAAAGUCUCUUGAAACUUCAGUACUUCUUGGAAUCUACUGGAAAACUGAGGUUUCCUACAGAAGCAAGGAAUGCUUGCGACUACCAUCCGGCUUGUGAAUGGUCCUGGUUCCAUAAUCGCUGCAGAUGCAGUUCAAAUCCCUGUGAAGCCGAAUUCUGUGAUAAUGAAGUUCCGUUGUGCUCCUGUGCCCACUUGAUGUGCGAGUAUUAUCCACAAGUGUGUUUUAGUUAUCAAAAUAGUUCAGUAGCAGAGGCUGAAGAAUCAUGUUUUUGCCAGAAUGCCGGAAAUGACAGUCACAAUCCUUUCUUGACAAUUCCAUUUUUUUCGAAAAGCGAUUCCGUGCUGAGUUAUAUAGAAGACGCAGCUGUGAGAAAUAUGUUAGAAAUAAUCAGAAGCGCCGAAGUCGAAGACCUGGUAGAUGUUGAAUGGGCUUUCCAACCUAAUAUGUGGAGCAUGGCCAAUUUCGGAACAACCUUUGAUAAUCUUAUUAUCAGCUGCAGCUUUAACAAGAAACGCUGUGACCAAAGGAAUUUUACUGUUGUUUUUACACCAACCCAUGGAAAAUGUUAUACAUUUAAUUAUGCAGGGAAAACAUCCAAAGGCCGAGCAAGAGCUGCAAUAUCUACCCAACGUUAUGGCUGGAACAGUGGUCUGCAGCUGUACAUGCAGCUUGAUCCGAACCACAUGAUCAACGUUUUAAACAAAGAUAUUGGAGUCCGUGUAGUUGUGCACGAUCCACUGCAGCCGCCGUACGUCGCUGAGUAUGGAAUGAGCAUCCGUCCUGGAGAUUCGACUGCUCUACAGAUAGAGAAAUAUCAAAUCAAUAGGCUUGGAGAACCUUGGGGCAGGUGCCUGAUGUCAGGAAAACAUUUGCCAUUUUUUAAGUCCACUUUCCCUUAUUCUCAGCUGGGAUGCCGAAGGGAUUGUCAAAACUUUUAUAUCAAGCAACGAUGCAACUGUGUCAAGCGGGGUCUUCUGCCACCAUCUUUCACGAGACCUAGUAAGAAAAAGCUAGAUUCGAUAUGCAACUUCACGAAUCCGAUGCAAAGAUAUUGUGCAGAUGAAGUAGUGGAACUAAUCGAAAAUGAAACAAUCCGAUGUAACUGUUUCCAAGCUUGCAAUGAAAAUUCUUACUACACAUCUUUAUCAGCCAGCGCAAUCAAUAAUAAAUAUUUUCACCUCGUGAAAUCAGCGAAUACAAUUGUGAGACUUGACAACGGAACUUAUAAAACAUCACACCAAUCCAACAGAACUCUGUUGGGGCUCAAGGUAUACUACAGAACGCUAUCUUUGGAAAAUAUCACAGAAAGGCCAGCCUACAGUUGGGAAACUCUUGUAGCUAACAUAGGAGGCAAUCUUGGAUUUUUCAUGGGCUUAACCAUCAUAACAUUUGUGGAACUAGUAGAAUUGUUAUAUGAUAUCCUUAUUGUAUUGAUAAAACAUCACACAACAAAAAGUAUUUCUCACACUGAAACUUUUUAAAGCUCUAAAUGUGACAAUUUUAAAUUCAUUAAAAACAUUUUUUUUAAA
Messenger RNA from Argiope bruennichi, 2376 nucleotides. Its product is annotated as amiloride-sensitive sodium channel subunit alpha-like. The coding region runs from base 391 to 2328 and encodes 645 amino acids. Lineage: Eukaryota; Metazoa; Arthropoda; Arachnida; Araneae; Araneidae. The record is from RefSeq and is a predicted model, not a curated record. Gene Ontology annotation, cellular component: membrane. Gene Ontology annotation, biological process: sodium ion transmembrane transport. The transcript is spliced from 12 exons. Gene Ontology annotation, molecular function: ligand-gated sodium channel activity.